UGAAGUUCCGGUAAAUUGUUGAUCAACAAACGUAACUUCAUAUAGAGGGGGAUCCCCUAAAGCGUGUUAAAAUGUUUAUAUUUUAAUAAUUUACUUUUUUCUUGGAAAAUAGUUAGUUAUCCGUUAUUGCUGGAAUGGAUCUUCAUUUUUCAGUUUCUAGACAAUGCUUAUUUAUUUAUUUAAAUUAUGAUAACGAGAAAACUUGUAACUCAGAAAAACAAUUUACAUCUUAUUAACAGCAACAGUUUUCCGUUCUCCUAUACAUAGUCAAAUUACUGGCAGACUUAAUAAUUCAUUUCUAGUUUCACUAUUAUUUUUUAAUUUGCGGAUUCCAAUUGAGAAUCAAAUAUUAAAUCUUAAUUAUUUUCUGGGUGAUAUUUUCUGCAAUGAGUUUUGACGUUCGCCAUCCUAACGCUUACAAUGGAAGAUUUCCAAAUUUCCGAGAACCUUCAGAAAUUGGUUGCUUUUCUUUGGAUGGUGAAAGGAGGUAUCAUGAUGAUAAUCAUCAAUUAAAGUACAUAUGUAUGCCGAACAAUUUUGAUUAUUUAGAUAUGGACUUGAAUGAAGGCUAUGAUGUAGCUAUAAGAAAAGAGUUUGGUAAGAAGGAGAGAUUAGAUUCAUUUUUGACUUGGAUUUUACAUCAUCAGGAUCAAGUGCAAAGAUGUUUUAAACAUCAGAGCUCUAAUGAGUUAAAUAUUGAUUUUGUUUGUUUUCGUGGCCUUUUAACUGCAGUAUGCAAUACCAUAUAUGAAAACAAAGAUGACUGGCUAAUAUGUGCUACAAAAUAUAAAUCUGUUAUUUAUUUAUGUGCUUUUGAUACUGAGCAAAGUAUUCAAAGAAGAGAAACUGCUACCAAAAGAGACAAAGUUAUGUCAUUUUGGGGAUACAAGUUUGAACAAUACAUGUCUGCUGACUCGCCUACAUCUUCACCAGACCUGUCUGUUCCUGUCAAUGAAAAAGAAGAGUAUUGUAUUGUACUUAAAGGGCGACUGAAUAGUCAUACUAUUUUAUUCAGUGCUGAAGUUGACGGGAAAGAUCCUGAAUACCUGAAUAAUCCCAAUGCUGAACCAGUGUCUACUAAAAGUUACACAGAACUGAAGACAUCUAGGAUAAUUACUACUCACAGACAAAAUCAAAACUUUGCCAGGUUCAAGUUAUUAAAAUGGUGGCUCCAAUCAUUUUUAGCUGGCAUUCCAAAGAUAAUAUGUGGAUUUCGUGAUGAUCAAGGCGUUGUUAGGAAUUUGGAUAUUUUUCCAGUUCAUGACAUCCCUAAAAUGGCUCAGAAUAUGUGGUCUCCAGCAGCUACUUUGAACUUUAGUUCAUGUUUCCUAGAUUUCGUGAAACGUUGUGUAAAAAAAGAUGAUCCUUAUGUAGUGUACAAAUUUUACUGGAAACCUGGGAGUCCCAUCACGUGUGAAGAGCUUAAAUCUCCUACAGAAUACCAAGUUCUGCCUGAAUGGUAUAUCAGUAACUUCAAGAUAUGAUUAUAACUGUGUUUGCUCAAAUUCCUCUUGCUGAGUUUCUACAGAAUAAAAUUUUGACUUUGAAAUGUGCAUCAGAAUGUUGUUAUGUGCAUAAGAAACAUUCAUUAAUUUUGUGCAUCUGAAAUGAAUCUUAAAUACUUCCACUGAAAAGGCUUUUAUCUCGUUUAAAAAUAGGCAUGUAACAAUGUACAAAAAAAGACAACCCUAAAUAACUCUUGAUCUAAUAAUCAGAUCUUAACGUUCUAGGACUCAUUGGUUUUGAGGGGUUGGCCUCAAAUAUGCAAUUACAACUUUUUUAAAAUUUGUUAUCUCUGGAGUUAUUUGACUGAGUAAACUCAAAUUUUGUAUUUAGCAUUGUAGGAUUAUAUUCUUUAAAAUUAUGUAAAAAAUGGUAUGUCUAACAAUUCAAAAUAUUUUUGAUUAUUAUUAAGCAAAAUAAUUACAAAUAUUUACUAGAUGCUAUUUUUUGCAUGGAAUUAUCUUUGGUAAACAAAUUUUAUAAUUGUGUGAUAGAAUUUUUCAAUUAGCUUAAAAAGUUCUCAAAAUAUUCAAAAAGUAAAAUUAACAUUAAUGGAUCCUAACUUAGGACCACACACCUGCACAAGUUAUUGGGACCAUCUUUUUCAAAUUGUGGCUAUCUCCAUUAAAAUUAGGGAUCAAAAAUAGAUAUCCUUAAAAAAUAAUUAUGUUUGUUUAAAAAAAGUACAUUUUUGUGUCUGAUUUUUUAAAAUAUCGUUUGCACUAAUUAAUUAGCAUAUUUGAGGUCACCCCUUCAAGCUAUUAUGAUUAAGUCCUAGUAUGUGACGAUCCGAUAAUUAGAUCAUUCCGGGUGUUUGUUUUUUUAGCGCACUGUAUAUUAUAAUUGAACUGUUAAAGUUUUAUUUGUUGACUAUUUGAAAAUUACAAAAUAUUUUUUAUUCUUCAAGAUAUCUACUAGGUUAAUAAUAAAAUGGUUUUAUUGAUUUCGAA
Messenger RNA from Parasteatoda tepidariorum (common house spider), 2453 nucleotides. RefSeq names its product decapping and exoribonuclease protein. Gene Ontology annotation, biological process: NAD-cap decapping; nuclear-transcribed mRNA catabolic process. The record is from RefSeq and is a predicted model, not a curated record. Gene Ontology annotation, cellular component: cytosol; nucleus. NCBI's taxonomy places the organism in Eukaryota, Metazoa, Arthropoda, Arachnida, Araneae, Theridiidae. Gene Ontology annotation, molecular function: mRNA 5'-diphosphatase activity.